Messenger RNA from Microdochium trichocladiopsis, 2322 nucleotides. Its product is annotated as nucleoside phosphatase family-domain-containing protein. Lineage: Eukaryota; Fungi; Ascomycota; Sordariomycetes; Xylariales; Microdochiaceae. The record is from RefSeq and is a predicted model, not a curated record. The transcript has 3 exons. Gene Ontology annotation, cellular component: Golgi apparatus; membrane. Gene Ontology annotation, molecular function: GDP phosphatase activity; UDP phosphatase activity. Gene Ontology annotation, biological process: nucleoside diphosphate catabolic process; protein N-linked glycosylation. The coding region runs from base 328 to 1953 and encodes 541 amino acids.
CGCAUUUCAGAAGCCCAAGAUUGCUGCGAUCUGUUACUUGCCGGCUCGAAUUUCGUGGACACUCCCAAUUUCCAUCUCGCCCUUGUUACGCCUCUCCUGUCGACAAUUGUUUUCUGUCACCCGGGUCCUGUCUCACCUGAACCCUCUUGACCCACGCCGCAUUCCCUCGCUUCGACUCGUCGUCUGCUAUCCAGACUUUCCGCCCUUUACGACCGACACCUGCCCAAGCCAGAAACCUUAAUCCGCAGCACUCUCCAGGAGUGUUCCCCCACUGCGAAAACACACCCACACUUGUGAUACCCGAUCGAUGCGGCGCGUCUAGGGGUUAUGAGGAGAACAUCGGUAUCGCUCCCUACGAAGCAAGUCCAUCGCGACCCGUACGAGAAGCGCAACCGCUACGGCUCCGGCCAGAACACAGGCAUCCUGGAGAAACUACAGGCCAGCUGGAUGAAUCAGUCCCAGAAGGCCAGGUGGCUGAAGACCACGUCCAUCGUGGUCUUCCUGGUCUUCCUCUUCUACUUCCUGUCGCCGAAAGGUGCAACUGUCUACUCUGGAGGCGGUCAAGUCCCAUCGGACUCGAGCUAUGGAACAACCAAGUGCCAGAAGUCAUACUCGCGUGACAAGCCGAUUGUCCAGUAUGUCUUGAUGGUUGAUGCGGGCAGCACCGGCUCUCGCAUCCAUGUCUACAAGUUCAACAACUGCGGUCCCACCCCUGAACUCGAGCAUGAAGAAUUCAAGAUGACGGAGAAGAGUGUUGGAGGGCUCAGUGCGUACAAGAACGACCCCAUCGCUGCGGCCAAGACCCUCGACCCGCUCAUGGCAGUCGCCAUGAGCACUGUCCCGGACGCCCUCAAGGGCUGCUCGCCUAUUGCUGUCAAGGCCACGGCCGGUCUCCGCAUGGUUGGUAACGAAGCAAGCAUCAAGAUCCUUGAUGCUGUUCGUUCUCAUCUUGAAAACGACUAUCCUUUCCCCGUGGUCUCCAAGGAGGAGAACGGCGUGGCGAUCAUGGACGGCUCCGAUGAGGGUGUCUUUGCCUGGAUCACGACAAACUACCUCCUCGGCAAGAUUGGCGGUCCGGAUCAGAGCCCGACUGCUGCCACUUUUGACCUCGGCGGCGGCUCUACCCAGAUUGUUUUCGAACCCACCUUCCCGAACCUGGCAGGCGGUGGCAUGCCCGAGAAGCUGGCUGACGGCGACCACAAGUUCAACCUCAAGUUCGGUGGCCGCGAGUUUGUCCUCUAUCAACACUCGCAUCUCGGAUACGGCCUCAUGGCCGCCCGCAAUGCGAUCCACUUGACUCUUCUCCAGGAUAUCUACUCCGAAACCAAGAGCAAGGCUUUCCUGGACAAGCCCAUUGUGAACCCCUGUAUCAAUGCUGGACAGAGUGCCAAGGUCAAGGUCGAUCUUGGCGAAGGGGACAGCCCUCUCGGUAGCGGCAAGGUCGAACUGACUAUGAAAGGCCCGGCCACUCCCGCUCCGGCUCAGUGCCGUGCUCUUGCCGAGCGGAUUCUGUACAAGGAUGCCGAGUGCAAGCUCGCUCCUUGCUCGUUCAAUGGUGUCCACCAGCCCUCGCUCGCAAAGACUUUUGCAAGGGAGGACCUCUACAUUUUCUCCUUCUUCUUCGACCGUACCAAGGAGCUUGGCAUGCCUGACUCCUUCACCCUCCGGGAGCUGCACGACCUCGCCAAUACCGUCUGCAGCGGAGAGGAGGCUUGGGGAGUCUUUGGUUCUGUGCCAGGUGCGCUCUCAGCGCUCAAGGACCGUGGCGAGUACUGCCUUGAUCUCAACUUCAUGGUUGGUCUUCUGCACACUGGCUACGACAUGCCCAUUGAGCGUGAGGUCAAGAUUGCCAAGAAGAUCAAGGGCAACGAGCUUGGCUGGUGUCUUGGUGCCAGUCUGCCUCUCCUAGCUAAGAACUCUGGAUGGUCGUGCAAGGUGUCGGAGAUCCACUAGACGACAGCCCGGCCAUUUCACGAGGGAUGAAAAGAACAAACGACGCAUUUGCAUUGACUUAUUUACAAGACAUGAUAGAGCUUUGGUAAUAGAUGUCGCGAUUCUGACAUUGACAAGGUUGGGAGUGGGUGCCCAGGUGGCAGGCGUUCCGGAUCGGUUCUGCACCGGCAUCAGAUUCUUGGGCAUGGGAAACGAGCAUUUCCAGUGGCGAUGGAUUCACCCUGGGUACAAACAUUUUGGGGGAUUCGGCAGGCACGUUGAAAGGUGCUGUACCAAUAAAUAUUUUCCAUCAGGCCAUUAUGAGCCCGAUAUCAUUUCUGGCAUACUCUAGAUACAAUGACUUGACUUGAAGUCGAAAAUGACGUGUGA